CUUCUAUAAUCAUGGCAAAACCUUAUGAAUUUAACUGGCAGAAGCCAGUUCCCUCUUUUAUGCAAGAUGGAGCUGUGUUUGAUAGAUAUGAAGAGGAAUCUUUUGUCUUUGAAAGCAACUGUCUCUUCCAAGUGGAUGAAUUUGGCUUUUUCCUGAGCUGGAAAAGUGAAGGAAAGGAAGGACAGGUAUUAGAAUGCUCCCUGAUCAACAGUGUUCGUUUUGGAGCUGUACCAAAGGAUCCCAAAAUACUAACUGCACUUGAGGCUGUUGGAAAAUCAGAAAAUGAGUUGGAAGGACGGAUAGUGUGUGUUUGCAGUGGCACAGAUCUGGUGAACAUCAGCUUCACUUUCAUGGUUGCGGAAAACACAGAAAUAGCCAAGCAAUGGGUAGAGGGGCUUGGAUCUAUCAUACAUAACUUUAGAGCUAACAAUGUCAGUCCAAUGACAUGUCUCAAGAAACACUGGAUGAAGCUGGCCUUUCUAACAAACACAAAUGGGAAAAUUCCAGUUCGGAGCAUUACCAGAACCUUUGCCUCAGGUAAAACAGAAAAAGUGAUCUUUCAGGCACUUAAGGAAUUAGGUCUUCCCAGUGGAAAGAAUGAUGAAAUUGAGCCCGCAGCGUUUACUUACGAGAAGUUUUAUGAGCUCACCCAAAAGAUAUGUCCCCGAACUGACAUUGAAGACCUCUUUAAGAAGAUCAAUGGAGACAAAACUGAUUAUUUAACGGUAGACCAAUUAGUGAGCUUUCUAAAUGAACAUCAACGAGAUCCUCGGCUCAAUGAAAUUUUAUUUCCCUUUUAUGACACAAAAAGAGCAAUGCAGAUAAUUGAGACAUAUGAGCCAGAUGAAGACUUGAAGAGUAAAGGUGUCAUAUCAAGUGAUGGGUUUUGCAGAUACUUGAUGUCAGAUGAAAAUGCCCCAGUUUUCCUAGACCGUUUGGAAUUAUAUCAAGAAAUGGACCAUCCUUUGGCUCAUUAUUUCAUCAGUUCCUCUCACAAUACAUAUUUAACAGGCAGGCAGUUUGGUGGCAAGUCUUCGGUGGAGAUGUACAGACAAGUGCUUUUGGCUGGAUGCAGGUGUGUCGAGCUGGACUGUUGGGAUGGCAAAGGUGAAGAUCAAGAACCAAUAAUAACACAUGGAAAAGCAAUGUGUACAGAUAUCCUUUUCAAGGAUGUAAUUCAAGCCAUUAAGGAAACAGCAUUUGUUACAUCAGAGUAUCCUGUCAUUCUUUCAUUUGAAAAUCACUGCAGCAAAUAUCAACAGUAUAAGAUGUCAAAAUACUGUGAAGAUCUUUUUGGAGAUCUCCUGUUGAAGCAGCCUCUAGAAACACAUCCACUUGAUCCAGGUAAAGCCUUACCUUCUCCUAAUGACCUCAAAAGAAAGAUUCUCAUAAAGAAUAAAAGGCUGAAACCUGAAGUAGAAAAAAAACAGCUUGAUGCUCUGAAAAAGAUGAUGGAGGCUGGGGAAACUGCUGCUCCUGUAAAUAUCCUAGAAGAUGAUAAUGAAGAAGAAAUAGAAAGUGCUGACCAGGAAGAAGAAGCUCAUCCAGAGUACAAAUUUGGAAGUGACCUUACUGUGGAUGAUUACAGUCAAAAAGAAGCUGUUGCCAUCAGUGUCAAAAAGGGUUUAGUAACUGUUGAAGAUGAACAAGCGUGGAUGGCAUCUUACAAAUAUGUAGGUGCCACAACCAAUAUACAUCCAUAUUUAUCAACAAUGGUCAACUAUGCUCAACCUGUAAAAUUUCAAGGUUUCGAUGUAGCAGAAGAACGUAAUAUUCAUCAUAAUAUGUCCUCUUUCAAUGAAUCAGUUGGACUAGGUUAUUUGAAGACUCAUGCCAUUGAGUUUGUGAAUUAUAAUAAACGACAAAUGAGUCGGAUAUACCCAAAGGGAGGCCGAGUGGAUUCCAGUAAUUACAUGCCUCAAAUUUUCUGGAACGCUGGCUGCCAGAUGGUCUCACUGAACUAUCAGACCCCAGAUUUAGCAAUGCAGUUGAAUCAAGGAAAAUUUGAAUAUAAUGGAUCAUGUGGGUAUCUACUUAAACCAGAUUUCAUGCGACGACCAGAUCGAACAUUUGACCCUUUCUCUGAAACUCCUGUAGAUGGUGUAAUUGCUGCAACAUGUUCUGUACAGGUAAUAUCUGGUCAGUUCUUAUCAGACAAAAAAAUUGGUACGUAUGUAGAAGUGGAUAUGUAUGGUUUACCCACCGAUACGAUACGUAAAGAAUUUCGAACACGCAUGGUGAUGAACAAUGGUCUGAACCCUGUUUACAAUGAAGAAUCAUUUGUAUUUCGAAAGGUUAUUCUCCCUGAUCUUGCUGUCCUGAGAAUAGCAGUGUAUGAUGACAAUAAUAAGUUGAUUGGUCAGAGGAUCCUGCCUCUGGAUGGUCUGCAAGCAGGUUACAGACACAUUUCCCUUCGGAAUGAGGGCAACAAACCACUCUCUCUUCCAACGGUUUUCUGCAACAUUGUGCUUAAAACAUAUGUGCCUGACGGUUUUGGAGAUAUUGUGGAUGCUUUAUCAGAUCCAAAGAAAUUUUUGUCUAUCACAGAAAAAAGAGCAGACCAAAUGAGAGCUAUGGGUAUCGAAACUAGUGAUAUAGCCGAUGUACCAAAUGACACUUCAAAGAAUGAUAGAAAAGGAAAAGCCAAUAAUGCCAAAGCCAACGUAACGCCUCAGAGUAGCUCUGAACUUCGACCAAGUACUACCGCAGGCUUUGGAUCUGGGACUGACGCUAAGAAAGGUAUAGACCUUAUUCCUCAAGUGAAGAUAGAAGAUUUAAAACAAAUGAAGGCUUAUAUAAAGCAUUUAAAGAAACAGCAGAAAGAGCUGAAUGCCUUAAAGAAGAAACAUGCAAAGGAGCACAGCGCUAUGCAGAAGUUGCACUGCACACAAAUUGACAAAAUAGUGGCACAAUAUGACAAAGAAAAGGUAUCAUACGAGAAAAUGUUAGAGAAGGCAAUCAAGAAGAAGGGAGGAAGUAAUUGUCUUGAAUUGAAGAAAGAAACGGAAAUUAAAAUUCAGACACUAACAUCAGAUCACAAAUCUAAGGUCAAAGAGAUUGUGGCGCAGCACACUAAAGAGUGGUCUGAGAUGAUCAAUACGCACAGUGCCGAAGAGCAAGAAAUCCGUGAUUUACACUUGAACCAACAGUGUGAGCUACUGAAGAAACUGCUGAUUAAUGCUCAUGAACAACAAACCCAGCAGCUAAAGUUUUCACAUGACAGGGAAAGCAAGGAAAUGCGUGCCAACCAGGCUAAAAUAUCUAUGGAGAACAGCAAAGCCAUAAGCCAAGACAAAUCUAUCAAAAAUAAAGCUGAAAGAGAGAGGCGAGUCAGAGAACUGAACAGCAGCAACACAAAAAAGUUCCUGGAGGAGAGAAAGAGGCUGGCAAUGAAGCAGUCAAAGGAAAUGGAUCAGUUGAAAAAAGUUCAGCUUGAGCAUUUAGAAGUCUUGGAGAAGCAGAAUGAGCAGCUUUUGAAAUCCUGUCAUGCAGUGUCUCAAACACAAGGCAAAGGAGAUGCAGCAGAUGGUGAAGCUGGAAGCAGAGAUGGAUCGCAGGCCAGCAACAGUGGUCUAAAGCCUCAACAAGCAAAUUGA
Molecule: messenger RNA, 3596 nt
Organism: Fulmarus glacialis (Northern fulmar)
Lineage: Eukaryota; Metazoa; Chordata; Aves; Procellariiformes; Procellariidae
Gene: PLCB4
Product: phospholipase C, beta 4
Exons: 36
Coding region: 12-3596 (1194 amino acids)
Biological process (GO): lipid metabolic process; phosphatidylinositol-mediated signaling
Molecular function (GO): phosphatidylinositol-4,5-bisphosphate phospholipase C activity; calcium ion binding
Source: RefSeq, a predicted model, not a curated record